Messenger RNA from Biomphalaria glabrata, 1282 nucleotides. RefSeq lists its product as uncharacterized. The transcript has 2 exons. The record is from RefSeq and is a predicted model, not a curated record. The coding region runs from base 134 to 1219 and encodes 361 amino acids. Lineage: Eukaryota; Metazoa; Mollusca; Gastropoda; Planorbidae.
AGUGUAAACCCCUGCAAUUAUGCUAGAAGACUGAGUCAAAACAUAAUUAUAGUGUAUCAUUCUGUUAAAAAUCAAGACUAGGUAUAAAAGUGUUUUAAUUCACAUUGUGGAUUGGAUAUUUUUUAUUCCAACAAUGGAAAUGAGAACCAUAUUCAGUGCCCUGUACGCUAUAGUAACCUUUAUUAUUAGCACUGGUUACGCCUCCCAGCUUUUGUUUCACACCAACGAGCCUGUGAUCCAUCCUAUACUUACCAAGACAUUACGACUGCGAUGUUCUGUACGUAAUGAUGCCAACUCGAUUGACGUUCUCAGGCCCCUCCCCGCCGCUCCGACAGAAUCGCCCAAUGAUCGCGAAGUGAGACAGCUUCAUUCCAACAAUAUGCCUUCUGUAAACAGUGAGCUUAUGGCUUCUGAAAAUGUUUCUAACACAACGAAUGUAUCCUCUGGAAACACUACACACUCGACAUUUGACCUAUCGCCACAAGCCGACAUUGUGCAUGUCAUGUCCAUCAUUGUCAGCAAAGAACUAUCCGGUAAAUAUCUGCCUUUGGCAAAAGUGACCCCUUAUGAUCCGGCUUUUGCCUCCACGUGGAUAGAUAAUGACGUUAAAGUCCAGGGCAACUGCGAAACUUCCCCAGUACCUGGGGAGCAAUCCUUUCUGGAGCUCACUUGGACAUCGCCGAAGGAAGAGCAGGCCGGACAUUUCAAGUGUGACAUAUACGCUCUCAACACGGACAGCUUAGCCGUGUCCCUUUCGACGUCGCUCGACAUUACGUCAUCAGCGCCGACUUUCAGCGAUCUCAUCUCCUACGUCACAGACCACGAUAAAAUCAUAUCGGAAAAAGAAGCCGAAAUUUCCCGCCUAAAUAACGAGACUCAAAGUUUGAAGAGCGCGCUGGAUGAGCUAAAAAUAAACACUACCAACGAAAUCAGAGAUUUAAAAGAUAAUCUAGCGGACAUGUUGUCACCGAACAUAGAAAGCGGCACCAUAAGGUGUCCAUUGAAAGAAUUUAUUAGCUUCCAGAAAACAUACAGAGUGGAUCCACUCGUUUUUUCCAGUUUUGUCAAUGCAACUAGCAAUGGUAAUAGCUACAAUAGAAUAGGUUUUUACAUUGACAUUUCCAAUGUUACUACCACCGGAUUUUCUGUUGAUUGCGGGUAUUCUUAUAACGAGUGUGUGCCUACUUUUAAAUGGAUCGCAACGGGUUAUUAUAAGUAGUACAGAGGUUCUAGACUUCUAGAUCUAAUUACAUUUUAAUGCAAAAUUUAUUUGAUAUGCAUA